Molecule: messenger RNA, 2034 nt
Organism: Orycteropus afer afer
Lineage: Eukaryota; Metazoa; Chordata; Mammalia; Tubulidentata; Orycteropodidae
Gene: SLC9D1
Product: transmembrane and coiled-coil domains 3
Exons: 12
Coding region: 1-2034 (677 amino acids)
Biological process (GO): proton transmembrane transport; potassium ion transmembrane transport
Cellular component (GO): membrane
Molecular function (GO): potassium:proton antiporter activity
Source: RefSeq, a predicted model, not a curated record
AUGAAGUUAUUAGAGAAAAAUUAUCUCUGGAUAUUGCUUUCAUUACUUCAUUUGAUAGCACAUGCUGCAGAACAUGAAGAAGUAGCAAAGCAUGCAAUUAAGUUACAUCGAGGAAAAGGAGCCGCUAUUACUCAGAGAAGACAGUGGGUCCUUGAUAAUUGUAGAAAGCUGUCUGGGCUUCUUCGCCAAAAGAAUGUGGUUCUUAACAAACUGAAAAAUGCAAUCAGAGCAGUGGAAAAAGAUGAUGGACUCUCGGAUGAAGAGAAAUUGUUUCAGGUGCACACAUUUGAGAUUUUUCAAAAAGAGCUGAAUGAAAGUGAAAAUUCAGUCUUUCAGGCUAUCCAUGGACUCCACCGAGCUCUGCAGGGAGAUUACAAAGAUGUUGUAAACAUGAAAGAAAGUAGCAGGCAGCGAUUGGAGGCUUUGAGAGAAGCUGCAAUAAAGGAAGAGACAGAGUAUGUAGAACUUUUGGCAGCAGAAAAACAUCAAGUUGAAGCCCUUAAAAAUAUGCAGCAUCAAAACAAAAGUUUAUCCAUGCUUGAUGAAAUUCUUGAAGAUGUAAGAAAGGCAGCAGAUCGUUUAGAGGAGGAGAUAGAAGAACAUGCUUUUGAUGACAACAAAUCAGUAAAAGGAGUCAAUUUUGAGGCAGUUCUCAGGGUGGAAGAAGAGGAAGCCAAUUCCAAACAAAAUAUAACAAAACGAGAAGUAGAAGAUGAUUUAGGUCUUAGUAUGCUAAUUGACUCCCAAAAUAACCAGUAUAUUUUGACCAAGCCCAGAGAUUCAACAAUCCCACGUGCAGAUCACCACUUUAUAAAGGACAUUGUUACCAUAGGAAUGUUGUCUUUACCUUGUGGUUGGUUAUGCACAACAAUAGGAUUGCCUACAAUGUUUGGUUAUAUUAUUUGUGGUGUACUUCUUGGACCAUCAGGAUUAAACAGUAUUAAGUCUAUUGUACAAGUGGAGACAUUAGGAGAAUUUGGUGUGUUCUUUACUCUUUUUCUUGUUGGCUUAGAAUUUUCUCCAGAAAAACUGAGAAAGGUGUGGAAGAUAUCCUUACAAGGACCAUGUUAUAUGACCCUAUUAAUGAUUGGAUUUGGCUUAUUGUGGGGACACUUGUUACAGAUCAGAGCCACUCAGAGUGUCUUUAUUUCUACUUGUUUAUCCUUAUCAAGCACACCUUUAGUGUCCAGAUUCCUUGUGGGUAGUACUCGAGGUGAUAAAGAAGGUGAUAUUGACUAUAGCACUGUGCUGCUUGGUAUGCUAGUGAUGCAAGAUGUACAGCUUGGAUUAUUUAUAGCUGUUAUGCCAACUCUUAUACAAGCAGGAGCAAGUACAUCUUCUAGCAUUUUCAUGGAAAUACUGCGAAUACUGGUUUUGAUUGGUCAAAUUCUCUUUUCACUAGCAGCUGUUUUUCUUUUAUGUCUUGUUAUGAAGACUUACUUAAUAGGACCAUAUUAUCGAAAGCUGCAUAUGGAAAGCAAAGGGAACAAAGAAAUCCUAAUUUUAGGAAUAACUGCUUUCAUCUUUUUAAUGUUAACGGUCACAGAGCUGUUAGAUGUUUCUAUGGAGCUGGGCUGUUUCUUGGCUGGAGCACUGAUCUCUUCUCAAGGUCACAUGGUUACUGAAGAAAUUAUGUCUUACAUUGAACCUAUUCGUGAUUUUUUGGCUAUCAUUUUCUUUGCAUCAAUAGGGCUUCAUGUGUUCCCUACUUUUGUAAUAUAUGAACUCACUGUCUUGAUGUUCCUGACUUUGUCAGUGGUGAUCAUGAAGUUUGUUUUGGCAGCACUCGUCUUAUCUCUCAUUUUGCCAAAGAGCAGCCAGUAUAUCAAAUGGAUUGUGUCCGCUGGGCUGGCCCAAGUCAGUGAGUUUUCUUUUGUUCUGGGAAGUAGAGCACGAAGAGCGGGAAUCAUUUCUCGGGAGGUUUACCUCCUUAUAUUAAGUGUGACUACUCUUAGUCUUUUACUUGCUCCAGUAUUGUGGAAAGCUGCAAUUAUGAAAUGUGUACCAAGACCAGAAAGACGAUCAAGUAUCUGA